Messenger RNA from Rotaria sp. Silwood2, 477 nucleotides. The record is from the annotation of a GenBank genome assembly. NCBI's taxonomy places the organism in Eukaryota, Metazoa, Rotifera, Eurotatoria, Philodinida, Philodinidae.
AUGCGUUCAUCUUACGAUUCAUAUCAUCAUUCAUCAAGCUCUCUUCUUAAUUCUCAUUAUGCAUCUCCAUUAAAUCACUUGGAUUUAAUUCCAACGACUGCUGGAAGUGACCGAGCAGAAUUUCAUGAUCGCUAUCAAAAUCGAUAUGCAUGGUUAGAAAAAAAUCAUGUUAAUGAAGUUGGUUCACAAUAUAAAUCAUUAGGUAAACAAGUUGAUCAUAAACCAUCAACAUGGAGAUGCGAAGAUCAAGCAGAAACUGGAAGAGAAUUUUUACGUAUAAAUGAUGAAUGUGCUGAUAAAAUCUAUGAUAUUCGUGAACGAAGUGAUAUAUCUCGUGAAUCUCUUCUUAAUUCGGAUGGCGUUGCAUCACGAUUUUAUCAAAUGGAAGCUGAUGCUUUAAAAAAUCGUUAUGAAUUAAAUAAUAUGAAACGUAAAUUAGAUGGCAUUAAACAAUUACGUGCACGUCUAUUUAAAUAA